UGCUUAAAAGUAUUCAUAGGAAGAAUAUUCUCGUGACUAAGAUCCCUCUUUUAGUCUUCCUACUCAUCACUAACAAUGCAAGCCUUAUCAAGUUGAGGAUACACACCUUUGCCUUUACCCAAAUAACCAUUUUAGGCUUAACCCUACACUUGGUUCCUUUUCUAAAAUGAUCAUUAGACUUAUUAUUAAUAUAAGGCUUACUAGACUGCUUAUUAGGUAAAUGUUCAUUAAGACUUGAUUCCUUAUUUUAGGAAGCACCUGAGGGUUUAAAGCUACUCAGUUCUACUUCCAAUUUCUGAUCCUAAUUGGAGUUACCUAAAAUAUCAAAUAUAAACCUUGAAGAUAUUUCUUUUGUUUUUCCAUUUUUAGAGGAUAUCCCAUCAUUCAAAGGUGAGCUAGAUUUUUUCUUAAAUUAUUUUUAGCCAACAUCCAAGGCUUAAAUUGAUCCUCCUUUAGUCUUCCCUCAUUAUUAGUAUAGUCUAUAGCCAUAUCCUUACUCAGGUUUGAGUUAUUAUCUAACAUAUCCUCCCUACCUAUGGAACUAUUAGGCAUAUUAGCUCUAGUUGCCUAUCCACCUGACUAGAUAUAAAAUUCUCACCACAUUAAUCUUGAUGGUAUCCAUAUUUUUCACAAUUAAAACAAAUUAAAUGCAAUCCCUCAUUUCUUCACUUUAAAUUCCUGACCUACGACUUUGAAAGUAGGAAUUGGUCUCUUCCUAAGGUCUAUUUCAUUGCAAAUUCUACCAAAUUUUCUCCUAGACAGUAAGGAUGAAUAGGGGUCCACCUUUAUCAUAGAUCCCAUGUAAGACCCAAUUUGCAAGAGAAAUUUUUUGUUAUACAAUUCAAAAGGCAAGUCAGGGCUAUGCACCCAUACUGCAAUUUUUCUAAGGUUAUAAUUCUUAGUUCAAAAGAGAGGUCUCCACCUCUAAACUGAAAGAUAAUGGUCCAAAAUCAUCUAUGGACCUUUAAACAAGGCCAACUUGUAGUCUUCCAUAUUUUCAAAUAUAAUUCAAAAAAUUUAUUUAAAUCCAAGACUUUCAGGGAACUGUUCUUUCUCCAUAUACUACUUAGUUUCUGGUUCAGGUAACUAAAAUUGACAAAUUUACUUAAGAGUUUUACUACUAAAGUGAACCUCUAAGUGACACAUCACCCCUCAUAGUCUUCUAAAGAGAUCAUGAGGUUAGGACACAUGUUUUACUCAUUAUUAUGAAGAUCUUUAUUAUCUUUGGGUUCAAGUAUUAUAUUAUAAUCUUCUAAUAUCAAUUUAAUGAUUUCGUCAUUAUUCAAGACUAAAUAUGAGUCUUUUGGCCCUAAAACUUUAUCUUUAUAUGAAUAUGAUUUAGAAAAUUUAGAGAUAGAGAACACAUGAUCUGACAUAUUUUUAUUCUUGUAUUAGGAAUCACAAUAAGUGUACUAGCAAUUGUAUAGUUAGAAAGAGAAAUAUAUGCAGGAAUACAAUAGCGUAUUAGACUUGAAUAUGCUAGUCCUUUUGGAGUUUUUUAAACUCUAGUAGACGAAACAAAACUACUUUCAAGGAGAAUCUUAUUCUAUCCAGAGGAGAUAUUAAUUUAUUCACUAUCGGACCAUUCAUAUUAAUCAUAUCAAUUAUAAUAAGUUAUUUAGUAAUUCCUUUUAAUUAUAACUUUAUUUUAUCUGAUAUAAAUAUCGAUAUUUUUUUAUGGAUUGUUAUUUCAAAUAUUGCUCCCAUUGGACUUCUUAUGUCUUAUGUCAGGAUAUGGGCAUCUGAUUUAUAAAUCUAAGCUCUCCUUGUAUGCAUCCCUCUAGUGUUUCUAGAGAAGCUCUAAAAGCUAUUUUCACGUACUUUAUACUUCGAUUCAUUAAGUCCAUCUUCUCUUUAGAUCUUUUUUCCCCUUCAUUCUGCUCUAUCCUUUAAGGUUUACUGAAGUGGAAGCCAAGAUCUGACUCGCAAUCACCUUGGAGACCCCUUUAUCGCUCCAGGAUUGUUUACUUGAGAAGCUAAGGUGAAAGCCCUAAUAAUGGUAACCAUUUUUCUUGAAAAGACGAGAGCCAAUUAUUGGAGAAAACUCUGUCCAUGAUUUUUUAAAAGUGAUUUUAUUAUCAUAUACAAUAGACACUUUACUAAAUUAAUACUUUCUGCUGCAUUACAUUUUAUGCUUUGAAAUUUAUAUCGUCGUACUAGCCAUAUGACGUCAACAUGGUAAGGUAAGCAUGACGAGAUAUACUAAAUAUAUUAAAGCUUUAAAUAUGUUGUUAAUUCUUACAUUUUUGAAUUUUUUUAAUUUCUUUGAACGAUUAUUUUUUAUCAUUAAUUUUUUUAUUUCUAUAACUAUGUUUUAAAAUAUUAAUUAUAAAAUUGUAUAUUUAUGAAUAUUUAAUUUAUUUAAAUUUUCAUAUGCAUUAUCAACAUAAACAUAUCACAUUAUUAAAUAAUUAGGUUAAUAAAAUUUAAUAUUUAUGAAAAGUUAUUGAAUAGAAUAAUUCUUUUUAGAGCUACACAGGUAACUUUCCCCUACUCUCUCUCUAUGUAUUAUCAAAUAUAGUGUUAACUUUAAGAUCUUAAAUUAAAAAAAUUGAUUAAUUAAAGUUAUCGUAUAAUAAUUUACAAAAUAAACAUCGCACGUUUACAAAUGAAGUCGAAAACUCUAUAAAUAGAAGGACUUGAAGAAAUUGCUUACAUCUCUCACCCUCGUACGCCCUAUCCUAGGUUGGUCAUUUCUUUCUAUCACUGUUUCCUCAAUCAUGCAUGCUUUUAUAUUCUAUAUUUUGGUCCUAUCUUCAAUUUCAAGUGCAUCUUUAGCUGAAGCCACUAAAAAUUUGAAGGGCUUCAGCAUUGAUCUUAUUCAUCGUGACUCACCUUUGUCACCCUUUUACGACCCUUCAUUGACCACAUCACAACUCAUCAAGAAUGCUGCACUAAGGUCCAUUGCUCGAUCCAAUCGUAUUAACUCCCUUGUGAAUGAAAAUAAAUUACCCAAAACUAUUACAAUUCCAGAUCCAGACCUUCAAGAAUACCUCGUGAUAUUUUACAUUGGCACCCCUCCUGUGGAAAGGUUUGCUAUUGCAGACACAGGCAGUGAUCUAAUUUGGGUACAAUGCACCCCUUGUAAACAAUGUGUACCCCAAGACACUCCAUUGUUUGAUCCAAAAAAAUCAUCCACAUUUAAGAGUGUUUCAUGUGACUCACAACCAUGCACACUACUUCCCAAGUCCCUACGUUUUUGUGGAAAAUCAGGUGAGUGCAUAUAUGCAUAUAUAUAUGGUGACAAGACAGUCACCGUAGGUAGUUUGGGUCUUGAUUUCAUUAAUUUUGGUAUUGAGGGUGGGAACAACACUAUUACAUUUCCUAAGUUUACUUUUGGGUGUGGAUAUGGCAAUAAUGACACUGGGGUUAAGGCAUUCACCAAGAACACAGGCAUAGUGGGUCUUGGAGCAGGGCCAUUGUCUUUGGUUUCACAAUUAGGUGAUGAAAUUGGUCACAAAUUCUCCUACUGUUUGCUUCCUCUGGCUUCAAAUUCCACAAGCAAAUUGAAAUUCGGGAAUGAAGCAAUGAUAAAAGGAAAAAGUGUCGUGUCCACCCCACUUAUAAUAAAAUCUUCUAUUCCUACCCUUUACUACCUUAAUCUUGAAGGCAUCUCUGUUGGAAAAAAGAUGGUGAAGACAAGUAAAAGUCAAACCGAUGGCAACAUGGUCAUUGAUUCAGGGACCAGAUUUACAAUUCUCGAACAAAGGUCUUACAAUAAGUUUAUAACUUUGGUAAAGGAAGUCUUGGGUGUUGAGGCAGAGCAAAAUCCUCCAGAUGAAUUCGACUUUUGUUUCAAACAUAACGAUAGUAACGUUGAUUUCCCUAAUAUUGUGUUUCAUUUUACUGGAGCUAAGGUUCACUUGAAUUGGAGAAACAUAUUCACUGUGUUUGGUGACAACCUCAUUUGCAUGUGGGUAUCACCAGGCUCUGAAGAGUCUGAACCCCUCCAAAUCCUUGGAAAUGGGGCACAGGUUGGUUUUCAGGUGGAAUACGAUCUUAAAGAAGAAAAGGCACAAAAACGUCGUGUGCGAAUCGAACACUUGGAAUCUGCUGAUGUAGAAAAUGUGUCAAAAUGGAAUAACACUCGGUUGAAACAGAUUAUUGUUGACAUUGCAGUUGUACAUUCAGUGCUCAUUCUGAAGCAUUGUGUUCGUUCCUCAUUUCAAGUAGAGCUGAGAUUGGUGUAUCUGCAUUGA
Messenger RNA from Abrus precatorius (Indian licorice), 4199 nucleotides. RefSeq names its product aspartic proteinase CDR1-like. The record is from RefSeq and is a predicted model, not a curated record. Bases 2721 to 4199 code for a protein of 492 amino acids. Gene Ontology annotation, cellular component: extracellular region. The transcript has 2 exons. Lineage: Eukaryota; Viridiplantae; Streptophyta; Magnoliopsida; Fabales; Fabaceae.